AUGGGAAUGGAAAUGUCUGAACAGACCUAUGUUGGACAUUUUCCGUCCAUACUCAUCUCAGAUCCAGAUAUGAUUAAAGAGAUAUGGGUUAAAGAAUUCAAACAUUUUUCUGAUAGGCCAGAACUAGCAUACGCUGGUGAGAUGGCCUAUUCAGCAGUAACGCUGGCGAAGGGAGAACAUUGGAAAUUCCUUCGUCAUGUGCUUAGUCCAUCGUUUAGUCCAGCAAAGCUAAAACAGAUGUUCUCGUCAAUCAAAGAUUGUUCAGAUCAGCUUAUAUCUCAAAUCAAGAAACAGUCACAGAAACACAAACAUAUAAACAUGGAACAAAUAUGUCAGGGAUUUUCUAUGGAUGUUAUAUGUGGAACAGCCUUUGGCCUUAAAGUAGACUCACAAGAGAAUCCAAAUAAUGAAUUCAUCAAGAUGGCAAAAGAAAUGACAAGCUUGAAGUUCUCAAGUCCAUUAUUUCUCCUACAAGCAUUCUUCCCAGAACUACGUCACGUUUUCAGCAAGUUUGAAAUACGGCCUUUUCCAAGUGAUGCCCUACAAUUCUUCAUGGAUAUUACAAAAACUGCAAUCCAGAAAAGAAAAGAUAACAAAAUGACAAGGCCAGACUUUUUACAACUGAUGAUCAAUAAUUAUAAAGGAGAGAGUGACGCAGAUAUUAAGAAUGGUACCAUUGAAAUGUACAAGCAGCGAGGUAUAACAGAAACGGAAAUUCUGGCAAACUCCUUGAUUUUUUUCCUGGAUGGCUAUGACACAACUGCAUCAGGGCUAAUUUUCAGCAUUUAUCGUUUGGCUGUUCAUCAAGAUUUCCAGGAGCGAUUAUUCAAAGAAAUCGACUAUGAAAUAGGCAAGGAUUUACCACAAUAUGAACAAAUAUUGAAGUUACCGUACCUUGACAUGUUUUUCUGUGAGGUUAUGAGAAUGUAUCCACCAAGCACUAGAACAAACAGGAAGACUAUGAAAUCGGUAACCGUAAAUGGUUACAGAAUACCAGAUGGCGUUGAAGUCACUGUUCCUAUAUAUGCUAUGCACUACGACCCUGAACUAUGGCCGGAACCAGAAUCAUUUAACCCAGAAAGAUUUUCAGCAAUUAACAAAGAAAAGCGAAAUCCUUAUUCAUACAUGCCAUUUGGUCAUGGACCUAGAAAUUGUAUCGGAAUGAGGCUGGCAAAUUUGGAAACAAAAAUGGCGAUGGUUCGAAUAUUACAAAACUUCCAGUUAAAACCAACACCCGAUACAAAGAUACCAAUAGAGCUUGACAACACAUCUGGAGGAAUUCUCCGACCAAAGAAUCCAGUGUAUGUUAUGAUAGAGCCUCGCUAA
This is a messenger RNA of Mytilus trossulus (common blue mussel), 1326 nucleotides long. Its product is annotated as cytochrome P450 3A12-like. The coding region runs from base 1 to 1326 and encodes 441 amino acids. The record is from RefSeq and is a predicted model, not a curated record. Gene Ontology annotation, molecular function: heme binding; oxidoreductase activity, acting on paired donors, with incorporation or reduction of molecular oxygen; iron ion binding. NCBI's taxonomy places the organism in Eukaryota, Metazoa, Mollusca, Bivalvia, Mytilida, Mytilidae. The transcript is spliced from 12 exons.